AUGUCUACUGAAUUACAUUUUUCAAUUAAAUCAUACUUUGAGAGUACGCCCGUCUUAGCAUGGUCAUAUUUGGAUUUUUUAAAGACUUUAAAAUCUUAUUGCAUCUUGGAAGAACGUUCGUUGGACGAUCUAAAAUCCAUAUGGAGGAAGCAGGGUGCCAUCCUCUUUGUGGUAUGGGAUGCCAUUCCUCAGCGUUGUAUUUCACGAUCUUCUGCUAUUACACAGCCUAGAGAGGAUGCUGUCCUUCUCGAGAAGCGCCCACCUGAAGAAGAGAACUUUUGGGAUGGUGUUAGACUAGAUAAAGAGUUGAUGAUAAGAGAGGAUGUUUUUGAUAAGAAAUCGCAGAUAGAAGCAUUAGAUGUGCUCUGCGUUUCUCGUAGUCAGAAAUCUAAUGAGUAUGUUAAUAAAAUUAAUUCACACAUACUGGAACAGACUGAGAUGGCAAGAGAGAAAGAAGCGGAUACCAUAAUAGGACAAAAGUGA
Molecule: messenger RNA, 483 nt
Organism: Funneliformis caledonium
Lineage: Eukaryota; Fungi; Glomeromycota; Glomeromycetes; Glomerales; Glomeraceae
Source: the annotation of a GenBank genome assembly